CGAAUAGAGCCGUAACAAACCGCGUUGAGUAGGGACAAGUGGAAAAGGGCCACAUUUAUCUUCAAACUAUGGUGAAGCAUUUGAACGCAGCACCAGCAUUGAUCAUAUCGAUUCCUCUCACACGGCACGGAGCUCACUGGCAACAGCAUCAUUACACAUAGGAGCGUGUAUGAGUGGAAAUCAUCAAAAAGAUGACCAUUAAAAACGCUCUCCGGGAUCAUGGACAGAGGUACCGACCACGGAUGGCUUGUCUAAAGAAGGCAGAGAAGGUGCUGCUGGAGAUGCAGGACCCCUGCACAGGAGUGAAGUCGCAGCCUCAGAGACUCGUUAUCACCAUCAUACCUCAUGCUAUCACUGGUGAAGACAUAAUUGCAUGGUUAGCUGACAGAUUUCAAAUUGAUAUUGAAGAGGCCAGAAGUUUUGGCUCCAUGCUUGUGGCCUUGGGAUACAUCUACCCUUUGCAAGACCACAAACGUUUAGUGAUCAAACCAGAUGCCUCCCUGUAUCGCUUCCAGACACCAUAUUUCUGGCCAACUCAGCAGUGGCCCGUUGAGGAUACAGAUUAUGCAAUCUACUUAGCAAAAAGAAACAUCCGUAAGAAAGGCAUCCUGGAGCUGCACGAGCAGGAGCAGUACAACCAUCUUCACAAGUGGAUGAACCACAAGUGGGAUUUCAUAGUAAUGCAAGCUAAAGAACAGUACAGAGCUGCGAAAGAGAGGAAGAAACCGGACCGUGUGGUGUUUGACUGCCAGGAGAGAGCCUAUUGGGUCGUUCAUAGACCUCCGCCAGGGACAGUGAGUGCUAUGGACUAUGGGGUGGAUCGAAGAACAGAUCCUAAUGCAGACGAGACACAAACACCUGACUACUAUGAGAGAAUUAUGAUCUUCACCCAGCAGUCCAUCAUGAGGCCCAGAGUGAAGUCAUCUGUGUCCAUUGGCGCACUGGUGAAGUACUGCGCCACCUAUAGUGGUCACGACCCUUUUCUCUCCAAGUGUCUUCCCAGCAACCCCUGGCUCACUGAUGAUACAACAUUCUGGACUCAGAAUAUGCAUAACGUUGAAAUACCCACCAAGAUGCGUGUGGAGAGGUGGACAUUCAGCUUUAAAGAACUGCUCUCAGACCCUCGAGGACGAGAUGAUUUCAGACUGUUCCUGAAGAAAGAAUUCAGUGGAGAGAACUUAGCAUUCUGGGAAGGCUGUGAAGAUCUGAAGUGGGGCACUGCUGUGACGAUGAGAGAGAAAGCAGAACAGAUCUACAAGACAUUUUUGGCACGUGGCGCUCCGCGAUGGAUCAACAUAGAUGGAAAGACAAUGGAAAUCACAGUGAAGGGCCUGAAGCACCCACACAGAUAUGUUCUGGAUGCAGCACAAACUCAUAUCUACAUGCUAAUGAAGAAGGAUUCAUAUGGGCGAUACCUAAAAUCUCCAGUGUUCAAGGAAACCUUAAAGAAAGCCAUCUGUCCUGAAGAGCACAAAUUCAAUGAAGUCCAGUUGGAGCAGAAUGCCAGGAACCGACGGCCCAGUCUCAGCCCCAUCAUCAUCAGGCAGCAGGAGCAGGAGCAAAGAGCCAAGAUGGCCGCUAACGCCCCUGUUGAUAUAACACAGCUGUGCAGGUUUACCACUCCUGUCCCCCACCUCGCUGUCUACUCUGGAAUCCCUGACCCACCUUCUGUCACCGCUUCACCCUCGUUCCCUUUCCUCGCCCACACCCCAGUCUGUCCGUCCCCCAUCAGUGUGGCCUUAGACAGCACCUCGGCCUCUGAGCGGCGACUGGAGACCAGCGAGGGUGAGGGCAACAUGGAGGCCAGGGCCCCUGAUGGAGAAAACUUGUCUAAGUCUCGAAUGGCCCUGUCUCUGCGCCGACUGUUGAAGAGAGGCUGCAGCCCCUCUGCCAUGUUUGCCAGCCUGUCUCCUAAAUGUCACACGGCGGCCACAGCAAGUAGCCGCAUUCAGCCAAUCAUGCCAGACGAGCCCAGCCAUGCUCCGCCCAGACGAAUUGGCAACUUCUUCCAUAUCAAAGUAGACAUUCCCCCGGAGUGCCGGAUCUACCCCAUUGAGUCUGAGGAUGAGGAUGAGGAGAACAGGCCUGCCUCUCGGGACAGAGUGGGAACAGAGGAGAUCAUCUGCCCCUGGGAGAGCCUUUCUAGACAGAAUGGGACAGGUUAAUUGGCUGGAUUCAUACAGGUAUAACGCCACCGGACAAUAAGGAUGGAAUAUGUGACACAUAUACCAAACAACCUCAAGACCUGCAUGAAUCACUCAGUCUGAGACACCAAAUGAUGAUAAAGCUGCAGUAUCUGACCGUGCUGGUUUGAAGGGUUGUUGUAGGGAUGAUCUAUUGCUUACUCUGUUUCCUGUCAAACAUUAUGAAAAAAGUAGCUGCAAAAGAAAAAUGCUAGUGUUAUUUAUCAGUCUAAAAUAUAAUGAAAAUCUUUAUUUUCAAAGCAAGGGUCCAUGAAGGUUUGAUUGUUUGAUCCUUAUGUGUUUUGUGGACUUAGAGGAGGGUCCAUUGAGGCAUUUUGUAGGGAUGCUGCAGGAGUAGGGGGUGUUCCAAUGCUUUAAAAUGUUAUCAGUCCUUGUAUACCCAAAGCAAGAGAUGUGUCCACAUUCAGACACAUCUGUGACCUUUAAACCAAGAGUCAGCUCCUCUAAAUCUAAACCAUGGAUCUCAGAUAGAAAAUGAUGGAUUAAUCAUCCAGGGUCGGUCUAUGACCUCAAGUAGAUGAGUUAAAAGUGUUUUGGUGGAUUAGGGCAUCGUCUGUAGUAAUGUGGGUGUUACCCUGGUCUGUUGUGAUUUAAACAAAAAUAACCUUUGAUUUAAUGAUCCAUCUAUAUUCCAGCCAUUAUCUAGGGUUGUAAGAUAUGGAUCAUAACCGAAAAAACCAGCUACAAGCAGUUUCAGUGAUCUUAGGAGCUCUGUCUUCAGAGAGGAGUUUGGAGAAGAUCUGCAGCUACUCUGCAUUGGCAGCUGAGGUGGUUUAGAAAUCUGAUCUGAAUGCCUCUGCCACUUCUGCCUGUUCCAGGCAUGUCCCAAUGGGAGGAGACCCCCGGAAAGACCCAGAACCUGCUGGAGAGACAAUAUUUCCCUUCCAGACUAGGGGCAUCUUGAGAUCCUACAAAAUCUUGGGAUCCUACAAAAACAGGACGUAAAAAGGUCUGUCUGUAGUACAGUACGGUAAGUACAGUCUUACCAACCCAGUCUGAUGUGAUCCCCUGCUGAGCCCAGGAUGGAGGAUGGGUUGAACAGGGGCCACUCCACAUGGGGGCGACAGAGUUUACAAAAGUUCAAGUGCUUUCACAGCUUGAAGUGUAGCUCUCAUACCCUGAAUCUGAUGAUAAACUGUAAGCCCAACAGCAGCCUUAAACCAUGCCCUCAGUUUGACCUCAAAACUUUAAAUAAUGUUAGACGUCUGCAGUGUUAUUUGUAGAAUGCCAAAGAAAAAGAAAACAAAUGCAUCGAAUGUAAAGAUAAUCAUAAAUUCAAUUACAUUAUGAUGGUUGUAAAGGAACAUUAAUUAAAAAGUAAUUAAGUCUGAAACCCUCGGCAGUGACUUCACAUGCUUACUCAGAUGUUUCUAUAUACUUUCUGAGGUAGAAAUGUUGUCUUGUACUGCAGAAUAGACUUAGAAGCCUCUUUGUUUAUUAAGUUACAUCUUCUGUGAAAAAAAAAACAAAAACAAACUGAGCCAGUCCAGCGUAGGGUAAAAUGGGAUCACAGGAACAACUUGUUUACAUGCAGUUUUGGAAAAAAGUCUCUUUUAAUUCUAGCGUUUACAGUAUCAGAACAUAAUAAAGAUUGAUAGAGUUUUAAAAUUAUAUAUCUAACCUCAAGUGUACAAAAAUAGACAACAGACACUCUCAUUUAAUAAACGAAGAUCAAAUUUGCCGUCAAAUUUGGAGAAACUGUAUGGGAAAAACUAAACACAUAGACAACCUUUGGGAGUCAAAGGAUGCUUCUUUGCAACAUUGAUUUAGUUGACUGAGGUUUUCACACAUUUGUUUCUGCACAGCUUUCUUAAGAUCUUACCACAUCACUUCUCCUUGCUUCUUAUCAGUGGUUCUGUUGUAGACUGGCUUUAAGGUGCCUUGGCCCUGCAAAACAGGCAUUAUGCACAGCACCCCCUUAAUACAUAGGAGCUCAUGGUUGUCUCAAUAAACCCUUUUAGAUCAUAGUUUUUGCGGGAAAAACUCAACUGUAAAACCCAAUUUAUGGAUAAUUUUGUCAUUGGCAUGAGCUGGUGUGUGGUUUCAGAGCAUGCAGCUCAAGUUGUGGAAUAAAACAGGGAUGGCUUACCACACAGCAGCACUUACAGAAAAAUGUACAAAAAGUGAGUUUCUGGCAUUUCCCAAUAUUAUCUGUCUGACUCUAAGCUCUGUGGUGAUCAUCAGACAGUCUGCCCAAAUGCAUUUAAUGCCUUAAAUACACGCAAAUCUGUUCUGUGCCAUCUUCAACUUGUCAUGUCUGGUCUGCCUCAGCUCAUGCUGAUCAAUGGGAUUCUCAGAUGAGAUGCACACUUGAGAAUUAUAAAGAUGCACUGCGUGGACUGUGCUGCUGCAACUGCUGUAUUUCCUCUGUGUGGCAUUACUUAGUCACACACGUUCCACAAUCUUGUCUUAACCUUACAUCUCAUGGCAGCUAUGGGUCUGUGACUACUUGCCAAGGUGAAUCAGAACUGUAACGGGGGUAGGUGAAGUCUGAUUUUUAUUUUGUGUCAGUACCUUUCAGCUGAUUACAAGGCAUAAAGAACAUGGGUAGAUAAUGGAUUGAAAGUAUGAUCUGAAAGGGGUUAAUGACUGCAAGGUGUCUGGUUAGUGUAACCACUAAACAAGUCCAAACCAUUACCUCUACACCACCAUACUUCGGUUAGAAAAUGAGAGAGUGAUCCCUCAAAGAAUAUAAUAAGACAAAAGUAGGAUCAAUUCUUAAAAUAUUUCUUUUCCCAUUUUUAUAAAAAAUGGGAUAUACAAUUGUUUUAUACUAUUUUCUUUGAUAAAAUAACAUAUUUUUGGGCAUUACAGCAAUCAAACCCUUCUUCUAAUUGUUGAAAAGCUUUUUGCAUGCUUCCACUAUUUUCGACGAAUUCUCUUCAGCGAUUAGCUCCAAGUUUUUGAGGCUCGAAGGCCUCGCCAUGCCAUCACCCUAAUUUUUUAGCUCCCUCCAGAGAUUCUCUAAGAUUCUGACUUCCAAUCAGAAAAAAACUGUUGGUAAAAUUACUAGAUUACUUAAACCCUAAAUCUGCCAAGGGUACAAAUAAUUGUAGACUCAACUAUAAGUAAAGGGGGGCUAAGUACAGUCCUUAAGGCACUAUCCGUGACCUUUUAUAUGCAUCCCUUCCCCAACACACCUGGUUAAAAUAGGAUGCAUAUAAAAGUUGCAAGAUAGUAGCUCUUGAAGACUGGACUUGGGUACUCCUGCUGUAAGUCAUGCUGGUUUAUUAUUUUUAGACAGAAGAGGCUUUUUCUCCUUCAGCGCUUUCAAACAAGCUAUAAUGGUUUCUCUUUUUUCUUACUGUACUGUCAUGAAUUUAACAGUUUAAUUUUCACCACGACUUGUAGAGUCUGAGAUGGAACUUCUGGGUUUAAGGGUCCUGAGCUGACUUUGUUGGGAAGAUUGGCAGCUGUUUAAACAUAUUUUCCAUUUGUGAAUAAUCUUUCUCUGUAAAAUGAUGGACUUCCAUGUGUUUUGAAUUGGCCUUAUGACCCUUCCCCAACAGAUGGCCUGUUGCUUCUUUAAGAUCAUUGCUGAUGUUUUUCCUUCUUAGCAUUGUGUUAACACAGAUGUCUGUAUUGCCAAAACUGCUUUUGUCGUGGUGAUCACACCGAAAGUAAUCAUUGCAUUUAAUUAGCAGCACCUUAUUGAUCCUUUCCCUAUUAACCCCCAUGGAGGCAGCAAGGCGGUAUUCAGCUUUUCAAACACUGCUUUUCCUUUUUGGAUGUAUUUUGUUUUAAUAAAUGACAAUGUGGAAUCUGAUGUGUAUUCUCAGAACCCUCCAUUUAAAAGAGGGGACACUUUCUUUUUAUCAUGGAGGAUACAGGUUGUAGUUUUGUAUUUGGCUCCACUGCUGUUUUGUACCCUCUGUGUAGCUGUUGUGUACCAAACACCAAACAGAUUGAGGUGUUUAUGGUCUCUCCUUUUCGGGAGAGACAGCAGAACAUGAUCUGACAGAAUGUGUUAUCUUUACCAUGUUUACAGAUGCAAGAAUGCGAAAAGUACCUUGAAUUUGUGCUAUUUGAUAUGUGCAUUCCAUUGCUAUUGUCAAGUGCCUCAAUAAAAAAGUGUCUUUUAAAAAGGUA
Molecule: messenger RNA, 6293 nt
Organism: Girardinichthys multiradiatus
Lineage: Eukaryota; Metazoa; Chordata; Actinopteri; Cyprinodontiformes; Goodeidae
Product: regulator of G-protein signaling 9-like
Exons: 19
Coding region: 192-2165 (657 amino acids)
Biological process (GO): intracellular signal transduction; G protein-coupled receptor signaling pathway; regulation of G protein-coupled receptor signaling pathway
Source: RefSeq, a predicted model, not a curated record